UAAAGAACAUAAACCUAUGAUUUAAACAACAACAAAAAAACAUAAACCCAUUUGUGUUGUGUGGGUUUGGGUUUUUGCACCAUCCCACACUGCAUCUUGAGCUAUCACCACAAUCAACGAUGCUGAGUUUCAGGAUGAGAAACUUGUUGUCCCGUGUCAAAACAAAGACAAAGAAACCCAUCAGAAACAAAAACUCUCACAAACUCAGAAACCAAAACCACAUUUCCAUUAAAAAAUAUUCUCCAUUUCCUAUAGAAGAAGAUGAUACCGAAGAAGGUUUCAGCAUCAAAACCUCUGCACCAUCACAUACUCAUGGAGUUCAGCCCUUGGGAAAUCUCUACCUCAACCCAGGUUCCAUCAAUUCCAGAGACACUGGUUUAGGUAAUCUUCAUACACUCACUGAUGAACUUGUUCUUGAAAUUCUAGGGUUUUUGGAUGGUACAAAUUUGGGGGUUUUGGCCUCUGUUAGUAAAUCGUUUUAUGUUUUCACCAAUCAUGAACCCCUUUGGAGGAAUCUUGUAUUGGAGAAUCUUUUUGGUGGGUUUCAGUAUAAUGGGUCAUGGAAAUCUACUUUUGUUUCUGCUUGUUACCCUUCAUUUGAUAUUUCAAGUAGUGAUGUUAGGAGUUUCAAAGUUAGGGACUUUUAUUCUGAUUAUCUUUUCCAGAGUUGGCUAUGUGCUAAUCUUGAAAUGAAACCUGAGUGGUUGGAGAGGGAUAAUAUAGUUCGAAAGAAGGGAAUUUCGGUUGAAGAAUUUGUGGUGAAUUUUGAGGAGUUCAAUAAGCCGGUGUUGUUGGAAGGGUGUAUUGAUAAUUGGGAUGCAUUGAGGAAUUGGGAUAGAGAUUAUUUGGUGCAGUUAUGUGGUGAUGAUGUUAAGUUUGCGGUUGGGCCGGUGGAGAUGACGCUUGGAGAUUAUUUUGGAUACUCGGAUCAAGUUAGAGAAGAAAGACCGAUGUAUCUGUUUGAUCCAAAUUUUGCCGAAAAAGUUCCAAAAUUGGGUUCUGAAUAUGAAGUUCCGGUGUAUUUUCGGGAGGACUUGUUUGGUGUUUUGGGUGAUGAGAGACCUGACUAUCGGUGGAUUAUUAUUGGACCAGCUGGGUCUGGAUCGUCAUUCCAUGUUGAUCCAAAUUCAACUUCGGCUUGGAAUGCUGUGAUCAAGGGGUCUAAGAAAUGGGUAUUGUUUCCUCCCGAUGUAAUUCCGCCCGGUGUUCAUCCUAGUCCUGAUGGUGCGGAUGUUGCAUCUCCUGUUUCAAUAAUUGAAUGGUUCAUGAACUUUUACGGUGCAACGAAGAAUUGGAAAAAGAAGCCAAUUGAGUGCAUAUGUAAAGCUGGAGAGGUUAUCUUUGUGCCUAAUGGAUGGUGGCAUUUGGUGAUCAACUUGGAGGAAUCAAUUGCCAUAACGCAAAACUAUGUUAGUAGGAGAAAUUUGGUAAAUGUGUUGGAUUUUCUUAAAAGGCCAAAUGCAAGCACACUGGUCUCUGGAACAAAGGAUAGAGUAAAUUUGUAUGAUAAGUUCAAGAAUGCUAUUGAGGCUUCUUUUCCUGGAGAAAUUGAUGAACUGACCCAAAAAGAAGAAGAGAAAAAAAUCCAGCAAAGGAAACUUUCCUUCUGGGAUUCUGUUGCAGAUGCCAAUGUGGGAGCUUUCAAGUUCUCAUUCUAGAGAAAUUCUUACUUAGUAGCAACAACUGAUAUUUUGCUGAUCUAAAGUUUUGACAGAUUAUAAUAAUCAAUUUUGACAUUUUGUUUAGUUUUUAAUUCUUUGUACUCUAUUUCUUUGGUACUAUUACAAACAAAGUACAGAAUUCCAAUUGCAUUUGGGGGUUGUAAAAUCUGGUAUUCCUUUGAUUGUUUCAACGUUUUCACUAGCUAGAAGACUCUCUUGUAUUAUUUGCACCUUGGAAAUAUUGAAGUUACUAUGUUGACAAUGUUCACAUAUGA
Molecule: messenger RNA, 1936 nt
Organism: Cicer arietinum (chickpea)
Lineage: Eukaryota; Viridiplantae; Streptophyta; Magnoliopsida; Fabales; Fabaceae
Product: arginine-specific demethylase JMJ22
Cellular component (GO): nucleus
Molecular function (GO): protein binding; cis-regulatory region sequence-specific DNA binding
Source: RefSeq, a predicted model, not a curated record